Helianthus annuus (common sunflower) is the source of this 1720-nucleotide messenger RNA. RefSeq names its product D-ribulose kinase. Gene Ontology annotation, cellular component: cytosol. Lineage: Eukaryota; Viridiplantae; Streptophyta; Magnoliopsida; Asterales; Asteraceae. The coding region runs from base 59 to 1567 and encodes 502 amino acids. Gene Ontology annotation, biological process: xylulose metabolic process. The record is from RefSeq and is a predicted model, not a curated record. Gene Ontology annotation, molecular function: D-xylulokinase activity. The transcript is spliced from 10 exons.
AUGCAGAAUACAAUUCCCCUGGGCCUGUGUUAUCCGUUUCUUGAAAAAGAAUAAACAAAUGGCAGCCUCUCUUCAUCAUUCCAUAACCAUUUGGUCUCUCCUACCAUUUUCAUCUCAACACAGUUCAAAUAAAUCAAUUUCUACAGCCAGAUUCCACAACAACAUUGUUGAUAAAUCAAAAUCAAUAUCAAGAAACAGAAUGCAACUAGGGAACAAUACUUAUAAAUCAGAAUCAAGAAGGGGAAUGAGAUUACAGAGGAGUAAUUGUAAAGCAAAUUUAAGUAAUGGUGAUGAAGCUGAGGCGAAGUUAUAUUUGGGGAUGGAUUUUGGUACAUCUGGAGCUAGAUAUGCAGUUAUUGAUAAGGAAGGGGUCAUACAUUCUGAAGCUAAGAGGGAUUAUCCUAUGUUUAUGAAUGGUGAUGCGGUCGAUUGGGUGCGAUCAUGGAAAACAACACUUUUUUCUCUUCUUGAAGAUAUACCAAUCACUAUGCGUUCAUUAAUCACUUCCAUCUCUAUAGACGGGACUUCUGCAACUACUCUGAUUUUAGACAGCAAAACAGGAGAAGCUUUAGCAAGGCCUUUACUCUAUAACGAGAGCUGUCCUGAUGCUUUACCAAUUGUUAAAUCCAUUGCUCCUAUAAACCACACAGUAUGCUCCGGUUCUUCGACCUUAUGCAAGCUCGUUUCAUGGUGGACUUCAAGUGAUUCGAGUAGAGAGUCUGCAGUACUAAUGCAUCAAUCUGACUGGCUUUUGUGGCUUCUGCAUGGUAAAAUCGGAGUGUCUGACUACAAUAACGCGUUAAAGGUUGGUUAUGAUCCCGAACUUGAAUCGUAUCCACCAUGGCUGAAAUCUCAACCGUAUUCACAUGUUCUACCGACCAUUCAAGCUCCUGGAACUAUAAUCAGCACCCUCAAAGAGGACAUAAGAAUAAAGCUUGGUUUUCCUGAAGAUUGUGUUGUGUGUACGGGAACUACGGACAGUAUAGCUGCGUUUCUUGCAGCCCGAGCUACUCAGCCUGGGAAGGCGGUGACAUCUUUGGGUUCAACGCUUGCGAUAAAACUACUAAGCACCACAAGGAUUGAUGAUGCACGGUUCGGGGUGUACAGUCAUCGUCUUGAUGACAAGUGGCUGGUCGGAGGUGCCUCAAACACUGGCGGAGCAGUUCUGCGGCAACUUUUUUCCGAUGAGCAACUGGAGAAUUUGAGUGUGCAGAUAAACCCGAUGGAAGCUUCACCGUUGGAUUAUUACCCACUACCGGUGGAGGGAGAGAGGUUUCCAAUAGCCGAUCCCAAGAUGGCCCCAAGGUUGAGUCCUCGACCAGAAUGUGAUGCAGCAUACUUGCAUGGAAUUCUCGAAUCAAUAGCUCGCAUUGAGGCAAAAGGGUAUGCAUUGUUGAAGGAUUUAGGAGCUACUAAAGUAGAAGAAGUGUUUACUGCGGGUGGUGGAUCGAAAAACGAUAAGUGGACAAAGCUACGAGAGAGAGUGCUUGGUUUGCCUGUACGUCGAGCACUUCAAACCGAAGCGGCGUAUGGGGCUGCUUUAUUGGCGUUAAAGGCAACCGAAUAACUAUAAAGUGACUUACGGGACAUACAUUAUUAGCCUAUCUUUUUGAACUAAGUAUACUGUCUAAAAAAUGAUGGAACAUUCACCGAGAAUUUGUCCAUUGAAUACACAAUAUACUUUAUCAAGUGAAUGAAAGCUCACAUUCACAUUCUUGCC